Molecule: messenger RNA, 522 nt
Organism: Chelonus insularis
Lineage: Eukaryota; Metazoa; Arthropoda; Insecta; Hymenoptera; Braconidae
Exons: 3
Coding region: 78-380 (100 amino acids)
Source: RefSeq, a predicted model, not a curated record
AUUUAUUUAUAGAAAGUAUUAAUCAAAAUAUUUUUUUCGGAUGACGAAUAAAUAGCUUCAGAUAGUAUAUCGUAAUUAUGUUACAACGACUGAAGAUUUUUAUACGACCAAAAAAUAGAUGGAGGUUAUUUUGUAAUGAGAAAAAAUCUAGUCCAGAAAUAUUCUUUACAAGAGAUAUCGCAUUUGAAAGUGAAUAUUUUUAUAAGCAAAAUAAAGAAUUACGUGAAUUACUGAAGCAUAAAAUCGAAGAAGAAGUCGAAAAAUUACGAAUUGAUAUAAAAUCUAUGCAAAAAAAAAUAAUUGAAUAUGAAAAGGAUAUCAGAGAUAAUUUAAAAUUACUUGAAGAACUUGAAGACAAUCCCAAGUCUAGCGUAAAAUAAUUCUCUAAUGAAUGAUAUUCAAUAUUAUUGACGAGAUGAAAUUCUUAAAUAAAAAGAUCUCUCGUAGAAAAUAAAAACGAAAAAAAAAACAAUUUAAAUAAACGCGCUAUAAAAGUACAAGAUGGCGUAUAAAAUUCUUAAA